GUUUUUACUUUUUUUCUAUCAAACUUCAUCAACGCGUUUUCAUUCAUUUCGUCCUUUCUUGUGAGAAUAGUUCACUGAUAUAUCUACGUACAAACAAAUCUAAUCUUGUCCCUUAUGUAUAUGCUAUUCUAUGCAUGCAAAUCCACUUCAUUAUUAGUAUAAAAGUGUAGUGUUCCUCUCUUUACACAUUACAUUUUCUGAGAAUAGUUCACUGAUAUAUCUAAUCUCUGUAUAAUAUACAAUUUCCUCCUUCAGCUGUGGGAGGAAAAGGAAAAGGAAAUAAACAUGGGGGCACCGUUUGAAGGAAUCACUGAAGAUGUCAAAGGAAGAGCUAAAUGCUAUAAACAAGAUUGGGUUUGCGGAUUCUGUUCCGGCUUUAGCAUAUUGGCUCCAACUUUCUACAUUUUCUUUGCUUCCGCUCUUCCUGUUAUUGCUUUUGGAGAGCAACUUAGUAGGGAUACAGAUGGAAGCUUGAGCACAGUAGAAACAUUAGCAUCUACCGCCAUUUGUGGAAUUAUCCACUCAAUUAUAGGUGGCCAACCUUUGUUGAUUUUAGGAGUUGCAGAACCAACUGUUAUAAUGUACACUUAUCUCUACAGUUUCUGCAAAAGUACACCUGAUUUGGGUCCCAAGCUCUUUCUAGCUUGGGCUGGUUGGGUUUGUGUUUGGACAGCACUCUUUUUAAUUUUGCUUGCAAUUUUUAAUGCUUGCGAUGUUAUCUCUAGAUUUACAAGAAUUGCAGAAGAGUUAUUCGGCAUGCUGAUCACUGUUCUUUUCUUUCAAGAGGCUAUUAAGGGACUGAUAGGCGAGUUCGGCACUCCCAAGGCUGAAAAACCUUCCUCAGAGGAACUUCAACCCCAAUGGCGGUUUACAAAUGGAUUACUUGCAAUCAUUUUCGCUUUUGGACUAAUUGUCACUGCACGAAAAAGCAGAACAGCAAGAUCAUGGCAAUAUGGAACAAGGAAGCUACGAGGCUUUAUUGCAGAUUAUGGUGUUGCAGUGAUGGUAGUGUUGUGGACUGCAGUAUCUUAUUUAAUGCCAUCCUACGUUCCAGAUAGUGUUCCUAGAAGGCUGUUUUGUCCACUUCCCUGGGAACCUGCUUCUCUUUAUCACUGGACAGUAAUGAAGGAUAUGUCGAAGGUACCCUCGGUUUAUAUAUAUGUGGCAAUUAUUCCAGCUUUGAUGAUAGCAGGUUUAUACUUUUUCGAUCAUAGUGUGGCUUCUAAGAUGGCACAACAGAAAGAAUUCAACCUUCAAAAUCCAUCUGCAUACCAUUAUGAUAUUUUCCUACUUGGAAUAAUGACUCUGAUUUGUGGUCUCCUUGGCCUUCCUCCUUCAAAUGGAGUCCUUCCACAGUCCCCCAUGCAUACGAAGAGUUUGGCGGUUCUUAAGAAGCAGCUAAUCCGAAAGAGGGUUGUGCAAAGCGCCACAGAAUGCAUUCAACAACAGGGUACCAGCUCUGAAUUAUACGGAAAAAUGCAAGCUGUGUUCCUUGAAAUGAAUGCAGCCCCUACUGAUAAAGAAUUAGAGAAUUUGAGAGAAGUUGUAAUGAGAUCUAAUACCAAGGCUCGUGCAAUGGAACAUUUUGAUCCUGAGAAAUACGUAGAGGCUUCUUUACCAGUCCGGGUUAAUGAACAAAGACUGUCCAACUUAUUGCAGUCCCUCCUGGUUGGUGUAUCAAUAGUAGGCAUCUCCGUUAUAAAAAAGAUUCCAACUUCACUUUUAUGGGGAUAUUUUGCAUACAUGGCAAUUGAUAGUCUUCCAGGGAACCAGUUCUGGGAAAGGAUAUUGCUCCUCUUCAUUGCCCCAAGCCGCCGUUACAAAAUUUUGCAAGGUUCACAUGCCUCAUUCGUGGAGUCAGUACCAUUCAAGACCAUCGCUGGAUUUACAGCCAUACAGUUGGCAUAUUUUCUGUUCUGUUUCGGGGUCACAUGGAUACCUGUUGGUGGAAUAUUGUUUCCGCUACCAUUCUUCUUUCUCAUAGUUCUAAGAGAGCACGUGCUACCAAAGCUAUUCGAUUAUGACCAUCUUCAGGAACUAGAUGCUUCUGAGUACGAGGAAAUUGUCGGUGCUCCACAUCUUCUAGGGGGUAACCAGCCAUCUGAUGGUGAUACCGAUGGAAGCUCAGAUGAUUACUAUGAUGCAGAGUUAUUGGAUGAGAUGACAACCAGCAGAGGAGAGUUGAAACUUAGAACUCUAACCAUCAAGAAUCCUCAAAACCGAAGUAACAGCUUACACAUUAACAGCUUACGCAUUUAAGUUUGACCUGAAGACCGAAAAUUACAAUUUUUUAGGAUGCAAAAAGGGUUUGAUUUGAUUUAAUAGUAUGAUCCUCUGAAGAGGAUUGCUCUCAUGAUUCUUUUGUGACGAGUUAAGCUUGAAGAUGAUCUUCUUUGGAACAAGAAAGGAUUCAAUUGGUGAAAGAGAAGAAUGGUCAAUUACAUCUUAGUUGUCUACAAAGUUAACAACAAAAAAAAAUAGUCAGGUUGGGGUGGAAAAAAAUAGUAUGAGUGGGGCCGGCCCAGAGCAUGUACAACCAGCUCUAUGGUGCUGGGCCUCAAAAAUUUGGGGCCCAAUUCUCUUAUUUUGAGGGCCAAAUUUUUAGUAAUAGCUAUUAAAUAUUUGAUAAUACAAUAAUAUUAAUUAUGAAUGCAAUGUCCGAUUUUUCCAUGAAUAUCUAUACACCUGUAAUUUCUUUAAGGAAAAAAUUAUGAGCCUGUAAUAAUUUUUCUGUUUCCAAUUACCAUAAUCCCUAUCAAGAUAGAAGAUGAUAUUGAUAAGAAUAGAACCUAAGCCUAACCUCGUCAUUUGUCGAUGUAGAUUUAAGGGAAAAAUUGGUUUUGUAAGUUAGAGUUUGAGUAUUAAAAAUAAGUAAAAUAAGAUCGAGAAUUAU
Trifolium pratense (red clover) is the source of this 2893-nucleotide messenger RNA. RefSeq names its product probable boron transporter 7. Bases 286 to 2259 code for a protein of 657 amino acids. The record is from RefSeq and is a predicted model, not a curated record. Gene Ontology annotation, cellular component: plasma membrane. Gene Ontology annotation, biological process: monoatomic anion transport; monoatomic ion homeostasis; transmembrane transport. Lineage: Eukaryota; Viridiplantae; Streptophyta; Magnoliopsida; Fabales; Fabaceae. Gene Ontology annotation, molecular function: solute:inorganic anion antiporter activity. The transcript has 12 exons.